Molecule: messenger RNA, 1989 nt
Organism: Lolium perenne
Lineage: Eukaryota; Viridiplantae; Streptophyta; Magnoliopsida; Poales; Poaceae
Biological process (GO): positive regulation of protein catabolic process; protein ubiquitination
Molecular function (GO): protein binding
Source: RefSeq, a predicted model, not a curated record
AGAUACAUAUCAAACGGGUCCAAGCCGCCAUCAGUUGAUUGGUGGUGAUUUGCAAUCUUAUUUCUCUUGCAUGCCGCUCGGGGUUGCGGCCUCUAGUUUUGUCAAUGGCUACCCCGACCCUUCGGCUUCAGCAGCAACCACUCCACAGAACCGAGGCAGCGGAAGCUCUUAAUCAUGGAGAUAUCAGCAAAUGUACUACUAGUGAUAGAUCGCCCACGGACACGUAUGAUCCAUGGGAUCCUCCCCGCCCACCCCCUCAUCCAUCGAUAAAGGCCUUAACGUCCCGCCAUCAAUUUAAUAUGCAGUACUCGCGUCAAAUUUGGAAUUUCCUUGCUCAAGUCAGAGGCACCAGUAUAAUAGUCCCAGACCGCACUUCUCAGGGGACCAUGGCAAUGUUUGUUGAGAUACAUAACCGCUUGGUGGCCAUCCUAAAAAAGGAUAGUGUUCCAUCCUUUCAACGCAUGUUCGUAAAGUAUAGAGAGCGCAUGGUUUGUGGAUAUGUCAUCACUCCGACAACCCUCCAGUUCAUAAUUGCAAUGAAUGCCCUGCGUUGUGCUAAGUUUGUUUUGGAGGGGACGGCACCUAAGCUCGGUGGGCAGCGCGCCAACCCCAACUACAUAACCAGCUUUGGGUUCUUCCCCCUCCACCAAGCUGCUGAGACAUUCUCCGCUGACAUGGUUGAGUUACUUCUCAACUAUGGUGCAUUGCCCAAUCUACGCACCUCGGGCGAUAGAAUCAUUGAGGGCCUCCUCCCACUCCAUGUUGCCAUUGAGAACACUUGCCAGCACAAGUAUCUUGAGGACAAUCUACUAUCUGACCAGAGCCAUAUGAAGGGGAAUGUCGAGUACAUCUACAAGCUCAUAUAUCUGCUUUGCCUGCCUGAGAUGAAGAUCUUCAUGGACACAACUAGAGUUCUUGCAUCUCAAACGGAUAAUAUAGUAGACGAACUAUGGGAUUACAUUAAGCAUGGGAAGCUUGUCCCAGCAGCUAUUUUGCUCCUCGCAGCUCAGAGGCAUCUCCGUAACCUCGGUGGAUUUGAUAGGAUCCAGGAUCUUAUUGAUGAUUCUAACUUUUCCCUUGCAAGGGAGGAGUGUGGAUUAGAAAGUGGUAAAAAUACCAAGGCGCAAAAGCAGCUAAAGGAGAAGAAAGCACAAUUUAGUAAUGCAUUCAUGCUUGUUAGGAUAAUUCUGAAUGCUGGUGAAGCUCUUGAUGCAUAUAUUCAAACUCAUUCAAAGGCGUCUCAUGAGGAGGUCCUUGGGAAAGUUUCAGCAAUUCUCCAGAAUUAUGAUGUGGGUCCUAGUGGAAAAGUAAUAUGCAUUGAAGACCUUGACUGCUGCCCCUAUGCCUGCCCAGUGCCAGACGGUGUGUUGCAUGAACAUGGGGAAACAGAUUUGUCGAAGGAAGCCAUAGGAUCGUCUACUCCUGAAGUCAAGGGAAGAAAUGCUGCGAUAAAGGAACCACGUAAAGGACAGAACCUCUAUUUUGCAAGAGAUCAGUUUCUACCCAUGUGGAGAUCGGUGUUAACAUGUCGGUUUCUUGUGAGCUUAUGUCCGUCUUAUGCACCAAAGAAAGAGUCACUGUAUGCCCGACCUGUUGACACCAAGAAGAAAGUGAAUAAUCAAAGGCCUUGUCAAGUUGGCCUUGGCUUGUUAGAUACCAGUAGGUCUUGGAAAUCAAGAAAAGAUCCAAAAGUACCUAGUGCUCCUCGGUCCAGAAGGCUAUUUGCCACUGCUGCAUCGACUGUCCUGAAGAUGUUGAAGCGCUCAUGAUGACCGAGAACGAAGAUAUAAUAGAUUACCAGCUGAAGCUGUUGAGCAUAAUAGCCAACUUUCAUCCGUUGAAAGAUUCCUUUCAACUACAUUUAUUUUGGAGAUAGUUGAGCUGAAGUAGUAGUGCCUCUUGUGAAGAUGAAUCCUUCGGUCUUUCCAUUGUUCUAUACUCCUAUAUUAUGUCUUCAGCCAGCAAACAAUUAAGAAUUCUAAUUCUCAA